Aspergillus homomorphus CBS 101889 is the source of this 1353-nucleotide messenger RNA. RefSeq lists its product as uncharacterized. The record is from RefSeq and is a predicted model, not a curated record. The transcript has a single exon. NCBI's taxonomy places the organism in Eukaryota, Fungi, Ascomycota, Eurotiomycetes, Eurotiales, Aspergillaceae. The coding region runs from base 498 to 1133 and encodes 211 amino acids.
GUUGAAUCAUGCGAUAACCUCCGUCGGCUGCUACGAACUAUGUUGGGUGUGAUGUAAAGAAGAACACUGCUUGAAGGUAAAAUGCGUCAAGAAGAUUUCCUUUCUCCCUUACUCCUCUUUGCUUCCCAAUCUGAAGGUGUGCGCUUCACUUCGGUCGUAACCCCGCCUUGGGCGACCGCGCGCCGCCAACUAUAUGGCCGCGUUCCAACCUGACAGACUGCGUGUUCUUUGCGCUCUUGUCCUUGUCCAAGAAAAGACUUAACAAACAUGUGGCGAACACAGGACUGUUUGUCGACCUCUUCUAUCAGAAUAGGAUAGCAUCUCCAGCGUUCCGUUCCGGAGCGUUUCACGCGCGCAGAGUCGGUGGCCGCUGAAGAGGCCCUGUUCCUGCUUGCUAGGCCAUCCAGAUCCUACUCUCAUAUUCGUGCUUCAAAGCACCGGAAAUAAGGACCGAAAGUGCCUUCCGUUGAGAACGAACGAGACGUACUCCAGCAAUUAUGUCGGCCGUUCCGUCCUUAUUAAAUGAUACCGCAUCUUGCUCGGCGUCCUCCGACAUGUCGCUUAACACGAGAUGGGCAUCGGACAUCGCUGGCCAUGCGCUCUUAGAAGAUGACGGGACAGGGGCUCUCGUUGUGCCGGCUCGCGAUGACCUUGGAGGAGGUCACCACUACCUCUACAGCUGCCUGUUCCACAUCCUCGACUGCCACACCGCUUUCGACAAUGCGCAAGACUGGCGAACGCACCUCCUCAGUCACUUUCGCACUCAUGCCCCUCCCCCGACGGUCCGCUGCCCCUUGUGCCCCGGGGAAAGGUUCCACGACACCGCUGAGCUGGGAGCCUGGGACGCCAUGCUCGACCACGUGGAUACGGCCCACUAUCAGCAGGGCCAGUCCCUCGCCGGCAGCCGACCCGACUUCGAGCUGAUGCAGUACCUCUACGGACUGCGCAUCAUCAGCGUCGACCAGUUCAAAGUCAUGCAGCUGCCGCCGCCGCCAUCGAGUCCGGCUUACCAUCAGUCGCACGACUCGGUCCGGGCAAAUAUCGGCUCGUCGGACGAGCCCUACUGCGCGCCGUAUAGUCGACGACGAGAAGAACGAAUGCGGGACCAGCAUCGAGGGGUUAGUGUGGUUUGAAUUUCGAUGCGGAGCAGUGGGUUGGUUGAUAAUGCGACUGACUGGCGAAAACAUGAUCAUGGUCUUCUCUUUUUAUGUGAUCUUCUUGGCAGGUCUACACGGUUAUUGCUUUUCUUGUCGGCCUUUCAUCCAUACUCUUUCUUGGCUAUCUCCGUCAUAUUUUAUUUGCUGUGCCUUGUGGUCUUUCGAUACAAGGGGUUUUCGGACAGUUCAUUGAAGG